Aspergillus campestris IBT 28561 is the source of this 6218-nucleotide messenger RNA. RefSeq names its product C50 family peptidase. The record is from RefSeq and is a predicted model, not a curated record. The transcript is spliced from 8 exons. The coding region runs from base 1 to 6063 and encodes 2020 amino acids. Gene Ontology annotation, cellular component: mitotic spindle; centrosome; mitotic spindle pole body. Lineage: Eukaryota; Fungi; Ascomycota; Eurotiomycetes; Eurotiales; Aspergillaceae. Gene Ontology annotation, biological process: meiotic chromosome separation; proteolysis. Gene Ontology annotation, molecular function: cysteine-type endopeptidase activity; protein binding.
AUGGCGGUCACCACCCUACUCCCAGAUUCCUCCGUGGAAUCGGUGAAGCUGGCCGUUCGCUCGACAACAACAUGCUCCGCUGCCACCGUGUUGACGCUGCAGACGCUCUUUCGAGGCCCCGCCAAAACAUCACCAGGGACCAGCAUUACCACAGUAAGACAGACUACCAGCAAGACACUAAACAGUUCGACUUCGACAACACGAACGAAGACCUCCCGAACGACGUCGAAAACGAAGGAAGCCGCGAUCACCGCCCUGACCGAGACAGAUGCGGCCCGCCUGUCGCACCAGGAAAAGCUCGUGCUGGCCACGGAGGUUUUUAACACGACACUCAAGACCCUCUCGGAUGAACUGCGAGUGCAGAGUUCGAAGUCCACGGCGCCUCGCGUGCGGCCCGCGCAACCGCCCUCCCCGAAUGCCGACCCCGCAUCUUCGAGAAAAUUGAAGAGGUCACAGUCGACAACACCGGAGGUACAAGAUGGGGAGAGUGGGCUGGCUGGUGUGGCAGAAUGCGCGACGCUUGCGUUGGCGUGUUUGCGGACGUUGAAGAGUGGACAAGCGGACCAGGAAAAGGGGGCCCCCAAUGUGCAGUUGGAGCAGGGCGCGUGUGUGCUUGCUGGGAGGUUCCUCUCACUAGGAUUGAACGAUAUGGCGUAUAAGGAGCUGAGGGGUCUGAAGAGGAGGAUCCAACAGUAUCUGGAUAGCAGGGCUACGGCCCGCAAGAAGAGGACGGAUGAUGUGAAGGAGGAGGAUACCGCCAAGGAGCGCAUGUCGGACUUGCUCACGUUCACCAACGUCGAUAAAGCUGGGCCUCUUAUUGGGACAGUUGUGUCCUUCCAGUCGAAUGCCUUGCGUCUGAUUGCCUCGGAGAAGAAACUCUCGACCACCCAGAAAUUGCUGCCUGUACUGCAGCUUUCCAACCACGGCAGUCCUGCGGCAGCCAUUCUCAUGGCUAUGGAAGCGGGUGCUCUCGCCAAAGACAAAGCUGCCCUGCAACUUCAGUUACUGUCCAACACUUUGCUGUCUUUGUGCUCCGCAUCUCAAUCGUCGACAAGUACGAGUUCGACAAAACCAAUUACGUCACUUACCCUUCAGUUGCUGUCUCUCGAAACCCGCUGUUCGUCCUGGAAGCUUUCGGGCCAUAAGUGCGAUGAGGUGAAGGAAAUGUGGGACCCCCUGGCGCGCUACCUUGCCAGCUAUGCCCAUCACAGCAAGGGUAUUGAGAAAUCAGAGUUUGCGUCCGUCUACACGACUAUCGUUCGACUUCAGAAUGCGGUCUCCAACACGCCAAAACACUUCACUGAUACUCCCAAGGAUAAUCUCUGUGUUGCGAGGAUCGCCACCGUUCUAGGUCAGCUUGCCCAGGAGGCUGGUUGCCUCAAGGAGGCUCUGAAGCUCUUCACUGAAUCUCUGGGCCCGCUGUCCACCGGGCAGAGCAUCGGUCUGGCUACCGUGCACUGCAAAAUUUCGCUACUUCAUUUCCAUGCUCUCAAAACUUCGAAAACGUACGAUCAGGAAACCGUGGCGAAAUCACUGUCCAAAGCUACUGCAGCACUGGGCUUGCAGUUGAAAGGCAACACUAGCGACUUGGACGAACUGCUUGUGGCCACCACGAAACUGAAGAAGCUAGCAAUGGCUUGGUUUGGCGAGGCGAUAGCCGGAAAACACGAGGCGAAACUGCAGGAUAGCCCCAUCGCCUCUCGCAUUUACGACUAUCUCCCCGGCUUCCUUAAAUUCUUACGACGCUAUCUCGGUCGUCUACCAUCGGUGGACGAGGAGCCUAAGGAGUAUGAAUCGUUCGCAAAACGAGUGAGCGGCUCGAGGAAUAUCGUACUCGCUGCCGUGGACUCGAUCGUCGCGGUUGGCAAGGUGUCGGUCAUGUCGCAGCAACCUUCCUGGGAACACAUGCUUCCAGCCCUCACCGACUGCCAACGGCUUCUCGUGGCCGUGAACCUGUGCGAAGACGAGCAAAUCGAACAUAGCGUUGUUGAGCAGAUUGGCAUGGGAUUUGUCAAGUUAUCCAACGUCUUUUGGUCGCGAUAUAUCAAAGAAAAGGAAAAAGGAAAAGGCUACCGGGAGCUUGUGCCCCUGCUGAAGCAAUCCGCCAAUCUAUUGUCUGACUGCUCGACAUCCCAACGAAGCUCGGGGUUUGCAGCGCUCAAGUUCGAACGGCUUGCUCAUGCAUAUCUGGAAGGGAAUAUGUCAAUCCAAGAACAUAUCGCGACUGGAGCUCUGGAUCAGGCGAUUGAAGAGACAGCGGGAAGCUUCCCACUACGAUCCGGUCAAGAUCCAACAAGCAGCGGCUUCAUGCUUGGCCGUGUUCUUUCGACGUUCUUGAGAAUGAGCUUACGGAGCAAGACGUCAAAGCUACAGAAUGUAUUUGAUGACGAGAGCCUGGACUCCUUGCAAAGGGGACAUAUCUUGGACCACGGUGGCGAAGUUCAUCGUUCUAAGCUUACCUCUCUUUUGACCACCACUGUCGACAUAUACUCGCCUGAUGAACAUCCAAUCCGUCGUCUGCGACACCCGCACUCAUUGGAACCCUCAUUGCUACAGGAGCUUGCGUUGGAAGCAUCCGAGCACCAGGCCUUUGACGAAGAAUAUGGCGAUGACUCUGACUUGGGCUGUUACGCGACUUAUCUCGAAAACUCGCUUUGCCUCACUUCGGGGCUUCGUCGAGGUGAUCUGGGGCCUGAACAACUCCAGAACAUUAUAUCUGAUCGCAGUUCGCUGGAUCUGUAUGUCGGUGAUGUGGACUACUGCCUCCUACAAAUGAAGGCGGUGGUUGAUUAUACCGAGAUUCACGGCCUGUGGAAACUCCAAUUAUCCGCGCUGGAGCUGGAUUUCUCCGAAGGAAUUAUCAUUCUGUCACGCCUUGUGCUUCAGUACUGCCGACUAGGAUAUUGCCAACGGGCCAAUGACGUUUCGUGUCUUGCAAUCUUGUCUUACAAACUGGCCCAAGUUUGCUAUCUCCUCGAGACUGGGGAUAUCACCAAGGCAGCCGAUAUCCUAGCAGCAGCGCAAGGUCUGUACGAAAAGAACCAGGGAAACCAGGAUCUCAGCAACUGCUCCGUGCUGUCCAAAGUAGCUUGGGAAAGGCUUGUCGCUGAUGCAGCCUUUUUGAGCUCCCAACUGGCUUUUGCUCAAGGAAUGAUCAAAGACGCCCUAUUUCUUGCCAAGUUGUCUGUGAGACUAAACUGCCGAAUUUGGGCCAAGGUCGAAAAGAUUGCCCAAAGAAAGCAGGAACGGAUUGCGUCGACAAACGACAGCCCAGAACUCGAGGUUGUCGUAGAGGGCAUGGCAAAGCUCGAUGUCACCCAAAAGACUUCAACAAGUUCAGAGUCCUACUCUCAAGGUGCACCGUUUUGGCCUCACAUUGGCUCCCACAACAUCGCCCUGAUGAACCUUGCAAGCCUCUCUGCGCACCAUGGGCUGUUCCAGGAUGCCAUAUAUUACGGGGAGCAGGCACUGAAGAUCAACCAGACUCUGAACGCAAAUGUCCGUCUGAUCGCUUCCCAAGCACAACUCGGUUCUCACUGGAUAUUCGGUGGGCAUGUCAAAGAGGGCCAGGAGCUCCUGACUGCUGCAGAGGGUCUUUCCAGGCAGCUCGAAAGUAGUGUCGAGUUGGUCUCUCUGCAGAUGGGCCUUGCUUCCCUCCACAGGGCUCAGGGUAAUCACGUUGACGAAUUGAGUGCCCUGCAGGAGGCUGACAAAGUCAUGAAUGAGUUCGUCAUGUCCGAGACGUCGGGGCCCGGCGUUUCCGACCUAUCAGACAAAUUGGAUAAGAUGCGCAUCCAGGAACCUACCAGACGGACAAGAUCCACCACGACGACAACGAGGCCCACUACAAGAAGGACUCGCGGCACCACCCAAUCAGCGAAAACGGCACUUGUUGUGUCUUCAACCACCCCAAGCACGGAAUCAGAAUCCCUCUUGCAUCUCAAAAGUGACAUCCUCCGACAGCAGGCGGCUUGCUCGCGUUCACUUCGGGAUUUCGAAAGGGCAUCCUGUUUGUUGAACGACGCGCGGAAGCUUGCUUCGUCGAGGGAUACACAGAUCUCGCUCAACAUUGGAGAAAGUGAGCAUCUGUUAGCCGAUGCUAUACGCCAUUUUGCUUCGCACUCCGUGUAUUGCGUUCUUCCAGAAUCGACAAUCUCCUUGCCGUCGUUAGAGUCCCCCAAGCCUGGGAAGUCGAGCCAAGCUGCUUCCUCGACUAAGGAAGCUUCCACUCGCAGGACAAGGGCGCCGACGAAAGGAUCGCGCUCAAGGACACAGAAGGCGACCGAGGACUUUUCGGUCAUGCUUUCUAAAGCUGGUGACUGUCUCAACAACGUUUUUCCUACAGCUACAGCUUUGGGUUCUACUCUCGACAGCCAUGCGGCUUCCCGUUUGAUGAGCCGUAUUUCUAUGCUGUUCCAUACUACGGCCGCGGAUUGCACGCUGCCCUGGUCGCAAUCUCCGGCAAACGUGAAUGAACUUGGCCGCAUUGGGGCAUUUGCUCGCGAGCACGUCGCUAUCGAUAUUGACAAGAAGCUGACCGACCACUGCGAUCCCCUGAAUUGGCCAACGUGCGUAUCAUCAGCAAGUGAUGCCGACUCUCUGUGUGCCGACCUCACCAAGGAAUAUAUCGAUAUUCUCCCCGAGAACUGGAACGUUUUGUCGCUUUCCCUGAGUGCAGACCGCACUGAGUUCGUUGUUUCGCGGUUGCACCAAGGCCGCACCCCGUUUCUCUUGCGCCUUCCGCUGAAGCGGGGAAAUUCGGAUGACGAUGAAGAGCAAUUCACCUUCGAAGACGGGAGACAGGAGAUGCAGGAGCUCAUACAGUUGGCGAACGAAAGCGCGCACGCUGCCAAAGCUCAAAUCGACCGCCAGUCAAAGAAGCAGUGGUGGAAGAACCGGGAACAACUCGACCGUCGCAUGGAGAAUCUGCUACAGAACAUCGAAACCGUGUGGUUUGGAGGCUUCCGAGGAAUCUUCUCGCCCGUGCCGCAUGACAUAGCCCCUCUGGCACGGUUCGCCGAUUCUUUCCAGAUUGUUCUCGACAAACACCUCCCUUCUCGCCAAAAGGGGGGGCGAGCGAGCAGUCCGCGACUGACGCUGCAUCCUAAUGUGCUAGAGCUUUUCAUCGGCGUCAAGGAUCUGGAAGACCACGAAGAUCCCGAGGAUACCCUGAUGGAUCUUCUUUACUUUGUGGUCGACAUCCUGCAGUUCCAGGGCGAGCGCAACGCAUAUGACGAGAUCGAUUUCGACAUGAUGGUUGUUGAGACGCUGGAUGCUCUCAGGGGGUACCACGAAGCUGUCCAGAACGAGGACGGAAAGCAAGCGCCCAACCACACCGUCCUGGUUCUAGAUAAAGCACUGCAUAUGUUCCCAUGGGAGUCCUUGCCCUGCCUGCAGGGGUUCCCAGUCUGCCGCGUUCCGUCACUGGAGUGUCUCCGGGACCGAGUCCUCCAAUUCCGGAACGAACGCACCAAGAACGCAGGCCAGGGUCUCCGUCUCAACCGCAACAAGGGGACCUACAUCCUCAACCCCACGGGCGAUCUCCAGACCACUCAGGGGCUCUUCGAAAAAGAUUUGUCGCGACUAGACGCCUGGACCGGCGUCGUCAACCGCCCACCCACAGAAGAGGAAUUCAAAGACGGCCUCGAGUCAAAGGACCUGUUCCUCUACUUCGGCCACGGCAGCGGCGCGCAGUACAUCAGAGGACGAACCGUCAAGCGCCUCGACCGGUGCGCCGUAACCUUCCUCAUGGGCUGCAGCAGCGGAGCCCUAACAGAAGCGGGCGAGUACGAGCCGUACGGGACGCCCAUGAACUAUCUGCAUGCGGGGAGCGCCUCGUUAGUCGCUACCCUUUGGGACGUCACGGACAAGGACAUCGACCGGUUUGCCAAGUCGACUUUCGAGCAUUGGGGUUUGCUGGGCUCUGAUGCGGAGCGGCACUCUGCGGCGCGAGAGGUGGCGUUGGAUGAGGCUGUGUCGAGAUCUCGGUCUGCUUGUGUGUUGAAGUAUUUGAAUGGUGCGGCGCCGGUGAUCUAUGGGAUUCCGGCUGUGUUCUUGGAGUGAUGUUCAUUAUUGAUUGUUGAUUUGUUGAUUGUUGGUUGAUUGUUGAGGAUGGCGUUUGGAUUUGGAAGAUGGAUGCAUAGAGGCGUAUUGGUUGCUUUGAUAUGGGAUGAUUGCAUGGAUUUGUGUGUGGUGUUACUUUGCUUGCUCAACCUGGG